CAUUUGUUUACAGUCCCAAUAACCUUUGAGUAGUGUUUUUGGGAACCUUUGAUAAAUUAAUCUAAUCGCAACCGCUAACGUAAUCUCUGACAACAAUUUCUACCAAAUAUAAACUUAUAUUCCAAGCCAAAACAUUGUCAGUACUCGGAAUAUACGGUACACAUUUUUAGCAAACAAAUUUUAAGCAUAAUUAGUUUAUAACCAUGACAUUGGAACUACGUCCCCUAUCACCGGCCUUACAGCAAAAGGCAAUCGAUGAACUCAAUGAAAAUCCCACCAGAAUUGCUGAAGAUUUGCAAAUGUUUCGAGAAUGGAUCUUAAAGCAGCCCCAUAUCAGAUCACGUCUGGAUGAUCAAUUCCUGAUUGCAUUCUUGCGCGGUUCUAAAUAUAGUUUGGAAAAGGCCAAAAAGAAACUGGACGGUUACUAUACAAUGCGUACAAAUUUUCCCGAACUCUUCGAAUCGCUCAUCGAUGAACAGAGGGCAAGAGCUAUACUGAGAAUGUGUCUUGGUGCCCAUUUACCCCUACCCCUGGGCGAAGAUGGGCCACGUCUAGUGCUCAUGCGUCCUGGACAUUAUAAUCCCGAUUUGGCAUCCCUCUAUGAACUGAUGCGAUUAGAUCUGCUUUUCCAAGACUUGGUUAUGUUGGAAAAUGAUCAUGUUGUGAUCGGGGGCUAUGUACAUCUUAUUGACUUUGCUGGCUUUUCAACCAAACAUGCUCUACAAUUUCAACCAGCCAAAAUGAGACAUCUAAUUUACUAUAUGGAAGAAGCUUUGCCAAUACGUACUAGGUCUCAGCAUUUAUUCAAUACCAGUUCGGCAUUUGAAACCAUUUUUGGUAUGAUGAAACCUUUGUUACCCGGAAAAGUUAAGGAGAGGAUUAUGGUCCAUACCAGCAUGGAAUCGGUUUAUGAAAAAGUUCCCCUAAAAUACUUUCCCAAGGAAUAUGGCGGUGAAAAUGGCAGCAUAGAAGAGAUUGCAGCCGCAGGCGAAGAAAUGCUAAUGAAGUAUCGUGAAUACUUGGCCGAACAAAAGCAAUACGGAACCGAUGAGAAGUUGAGACCAGGUCAACCCAUUAAUUUUGAUGCCAUCUUUGGUGUUGAUGGUACUUUCCGCAAAUUGGAAGUUGAUUAGAGAGUAAUGACUGAAAGUUGAUAUUGUGCUAUAAAUAAAUUGUUUUUGUA
Messenger RNA from Musca domestica (house fly), 1183 nucleotides. Its product is annotated as alpha-tocopherol transfer protein. The coding region runs from base 204 to 1133 and encodes 309 amino acids. Gene Ontology annotation, molecular function: phosphatidylinositol bisphosphate binding. The record is from RefSeq and is a predicted model, not a curated record. Lineage: Eukaryota; Metazoa; Arthropoda; Insecta; Diptera; Muscidae. The transcript is spliced from 3 exons. Gene Ontology annotation, cellular component: membrane.